Molecule: messenger RNA, 2459 nt
Organism: Otolemur garnettii (small-eared galago)
Lineage: Eukaryota; Metazoa; Chordata; Mammalia; Primates; Galagidae
Gene: PHF19
Product: PHD finger protein 19
Exons: 12
Coding region: 18-1448 (476 amino acids)
Biological process (GO): chromatin organization; regulation of DNA-templated transcription
Cellular component (GO): nucleus
Molecular function (GO): chromatin binding; DNA binding
Source: RefSeq, a predicted model, not a curated record
AGCAAAAGGUGAAAAUUAUGAUCUUUCUCUCCCAGUGUCAGUGGAAGCUGAUGGAGAAUCGAGCUCUGGAUCCAGGGACUCGGGACUCCUAUGGUGCCAACAGCAGUGCUGACCGGCCCCUGCUCACACCCUGGUUCUGCCGACGCUGCAUCUUCGCACUGGCUGUGCGGAAAGGCGGCGCGCUGAAGAAGGGCGCCAUCGCCAGGACGCUGCAGGCGGUGAAGAUGGUGCUGUCCUACCAGCCAGAGGAUCUCGAGUGGGACUCGCCCCACCGCACCAAUCAGCAGCAAUGCUACUGCUACUGCGGCGGCCCCGGAGAAUGGUACCUGCGGAUGCUGCAAUGUUACCGGUGCAGGCAGUGGUUCCACGAGGCCUGCACCCAGUGCCUCAAUGAGCCCAUGAUGUUUGGAGACCGGUUCUACCUGUUCUUCUGCUCCGUGUGCAACCAGGGCCCAGAGUACAUCGAGAGGCUGCCCCUGCGAUGGGUGGACGUGGUUCACCUGGCCCUCUAUAACCUGGGGGUGCAGAGCAAGAAGAAGUACUUUGACUUUGAGGAGAUCCUGGCUUUUGUCAACCACCAUUGGGAGCUCCUACAGCUUGGCAAGCUCACCAGCACUCCAGUGACAGAUCGAGGACCACAUCUCCUCAACGCUCUCAACAGUUACAAAAGCCGGUUCCUCUGCGGCAAGGAGAUCAAGAAGAAGAAGUGCAUCUUUCGCCUGCGCAUCCGCGUCCCACCCAACCCGCCAGGGAAGCUGCUGCCAGACAAGGGACUGAUGCCAAAUGAGAGCAGCGCCUCCUCUGAGCUGCGUAAGAGAGGAAAGAGCAAGCCUGGUUUGUUGCCUCACGAAUCCCAGCAGCAGAAAAGGCGAGUUUAUAGAAGAAAAAGGUCAAAGUUUUUGCUGGAAGAUGCUAUUCCCAGUAGUGACUUCACCUCUGCCUGGAGCACCAACCACCACCUUGCCAGCAUAUUUGACUUCACACUGGAUGAAAUUCAGAGUUUAAAGAGUGCAAGUUCAGGCCAGACAUUCUUCUCAGAUGUGGACUCCACAGAUGCCGCCAGUACCUCUGGCUCCGCCUCCACCAGCCUCUCCUAUGACUCCAGACGGACAGUGGGCAGCCGCAAGAGGAAGCUGGCAGCCAAAGCAUACAUGCCACUGCGGGCAAAGCGGCGGGCAGCUGAGCUGGGUGGACACUGCCCCUCGGACAGCAGUGCAGAGGGGGCUUCAGGCCCUGAGCGUCCAGAAGAAGGCAUUGACAGUCACACGUUUGAGAGCAUCAGUGAAGAUGACUCAUCCUUGUCUCACCUCAAGUCAUCUAUUACUAACUACUUCGGUGCAGCUGGGCGGCUGGCCUGUGGGGAGAAGUACCAGGUGCUGGCUAGGAGAGUCACACCUGAGGGCAAGGUUCAGUACCUGGUGGAGUGGGAAGGGACUACCCCUUACUGAGUAGCUUUCAGGGGAGGCCAGGAGCCCUGAAAACCAAAGGAGGGACAGCAGAAGCCAUAGGCUCCCAUUUUUUCCAGGCUGGGGUGGGAGAGGGAAGCAGAACAGGGCUCCAAGUUCCUGGCAAAAGGCCCUGUCUGUCUCCUUAUCAGGCCAAGGCCAACAAGGCCUGUGCCUUUCUGCUGUGCCAGUUCUGUUCUAGGGCCUCCUCAGACCCAUCACCCCGUGCCUAUGUCCCUAAGGUCCCACUAGCUGUUUUUCAGUGUCUCUACACUCCAUACCUCCACUCUGUUCAUGUGUUCCCCUGAAUUUGGGUCUCCCUGGCUCUGACCCUUUCUUCUAAGGCCUAAAUCGUUGCCACCAGCUGUCCCUUAACCUCUGCCCCCCUUUUGGGUGUAUUUAUACAUUCUAUGUCCACACUGCCCCUCCAUUGGGUAUCUUUCACACCCGACCAUGGGGCAGCCAGUCCUUCCAGGGACUACAUGAUGAGGACAGGAACCUUUGAGAGAGAAUGGGCAGAGAUGGGUAAGAGGCUACCUCCCAGAUCUUUUCUCUCCCACAUUCCUGCCACUGCUCUUGGAGAGAGGUAGUGGUGGGUGGAAGAAGGCCCCUCUGAACACAGUGUCACCAGGGCCCAGUAGCUGGGCUGAGAGUGAAGGCUGCAGGUAUUGGUGUGGAGGUUCCAGAUUCCUGUUUGCUGGCCACACUCCCUCUGUUGCCGUGGAGCUGGGCCUGGCCUUGCUGGAGUUGGAGUGGAGGCAGGAAGGAGGGCAGCCAAGUUGUGCUACACCCCAGACUGAUUCUGCUGUCUCCUGCCCCCAGACCCACAACACACACAGGCAGACAACACACAUCCACUCACAUUUAAGUUUCCACACACGCCUCCAAACCACCACACAUGCACACAUGUAGCCACAGAUUCCCUGUGGGGCCAACCUGGCUCUCUCACUUCGCUUUUUCCUUGGCCCUCUGCCAGGGCCCACGUGUUGCAACUCAGUGUGAAAGCUCAGAUCC